Molecule: messenger RNA, 1378 nt
Organism: Ziziphus jujuba (common jujube)
Lineage: Eukaryota; Viridiplantae; Streptophyta; Magnoliopsida; Rosales; Rhamnaceae
Product: peroxisome biogenesis protein 7
Exons: 1
Coding region: 205-1164 (319 amino acids)
Biological process (GO): protein import into peroxisome matrix
Cellular component (GO): peroxisomal matrix; cytosol
Molecular function (GO): protein binding
Source: RefSeq, a predicted model, not a curated record
CAUAGAAAAAAUAUCCCAAAAAAUAAAAAAAAAUGUUUGACCAAGUAGGGGAAAAGAAAAGAGAAAAAAAAAAAAAAAAAAAUCCAAAGUAGAAGAAAACUCCUCGAGAACCCCAAGGAUAACUAAACCAAUCCACAAGGCGGAGAGCAGAGAGCGCAGUGAAUCGAGACUCUCAAUCCCCCAAAAUCCAAGACCAGCACUACGAUGCCCGUCUUCAAAACCCCUUUCAACGGCUACUCUGUCAAAUUCAGCCCUUUUUACGAAUCCCGAGUCGCCGUAGCCACCGCCCAGAAUUUCGGUAUCCUCGGCAACGGUCGCCUCCACGUUCUCGACAUCUCUCCCACCCCCAAUUCUCCCCCAGUCGCCGAGCUCGCAGCUUACGACACCGCCGACGGCGUCUACGACGUCACUUGGUCGGAGUCCCACGAUUCCCUCCUCGUCGCCGCCAUCGCCGACGGGUCCGUCAAGCUUUACGACCUCGCUCUACCGCCCACCUCCAACCCAAUCCGUUCUCUCCAGGAGCACACCCGCGAGGUCCAGUCCACUGACUACAACCCGGUUCGUCGUGAUUCCUUCAUCACCUCCUCUUGGGACGACACCAUCAAGCUCUGGACUUUGGACCGGCCCACCAGCGUUCGGACUUUCAAAGAGCACGCCUAUUGCGUUUACUCCGCCGUCUGGAACCCACGCCACGCCGAUGUCUUCGCAUCGGCCUCUGGGGACUGCACCGUUCGCAUUUGGGAUGUACGCGAGCCGGGCUCAACCAUGAUCAUCCCGGCCCACGAAUUCGAGGUCUUGUCAUGCGAUUGGAAUAAGUACGACGAUUGCCGUCUCGCUACGGCUUCGGUGGACAAGUCGAUUAAGGUUUGGGAUGUGAGGAAUUACAGAAUACCAGUUACGGUGCUGAAUGGGCAUGGUUACGCGGUGAGGAAGGUGAAGUUCUCGCCGCACAGGCAGAGCUUGCUGAUUUCGUGUUCGUAUGAUAUGAUGGUUUGCUUGUGGGAUUACAUGGUGGAGGAUGCACUUGUGGGUCGGUACGAUCAUCACACCGAAUUCGCGGUCGGCGUCGAUAUGAGCGUGCUUGUUGAGGGUCUUCUUGCGAGUACCGGCUGGGACGAGCUCGUUUACGUCUGGCAGCAUGGGACUGACCCCAGAGCGCCUUGAAAGGAAAGUUGUUUUUGAUUGAUUUUUUUUUUUUUUUUUUUGAAGGGUGUUGUUGUUGUUGUUAAUUUGUUCUUCUAAUGAGAAAAGGUCUUCACAAUAGCACAAAUCAUGAAUUUGAUUUAAAUCUGUCACGAGCACUUUGUAACCGGCCAUUUUUUGGUUGUGAUUACUUGAAAUUUGAAUGUCCAUUUUUGUGAUGGAUCUUGAUGAAUAA